Messenger RNA from Aspergillus chevalieri, 1953 nucleotides. RefSeq lists its product as uncharacterized. The transcript is spliced from 6 exons. The coding region runs from base 1 to 1953 and encodes 650 amino acids. Lineage: Eukaryota; Fungi; Ascomycota; Eurotiomycetes; Eurotiales; Aspergillaceae. The record is from RefSeq and is a predicted model, not a curated record. Gene Ontology annotation, molecular function: DNA binding; zinc ion binding; DNA-binding transcription factor activity, RNA polymerase II-specific. Gene Ontology annotation, biological process: DNA-templated transcription; regulation of DNA-templated transcription.
AUGGAGCAGCAACGCUCCCGACAACUUGCUCCUGCCCCGGCCAAACCUCCGCCACCCCCCUCAAAGGGCCCCAUGAAAAGGACCGCAGAGGUUCCUCGUCGAGAAAAGAUAACAUCUGCUUGCAAAGAAUGCAAAGUGCGCAAAUCAAAGUGCAAUGGGGGAAUGCCGUGUGGAGCAUGCGAUAAGAACAAUACCCGGUGUGUUUAUGACGAGAACAGUGAUAAACGUCGGCGUACUAUUAUGAACCAGAAAAUCCAACAACUUGAAGCAGAUCGUGACUUGCUAAUUCGACUUGUUACCACUCUUCGAGAGACCGACGAUUGCCGUGCCACACAACUCCUCAACCUCAUCCGCAGCAAUUCCUCAUUGGAAGAGAUCAGGGUUUACAUUAAUGAGCGCCUCUACGAUGAGUCGGAGAAGCCGUCCGGGUUGGUUGAUCUCGCAGACCGGUUGCGUCCAUUGAGUGAAUCUGAGUAUCUAUCGCAACGAAGACUUUUAGAUGUAAGAAGGCUCACAGACAUUCCUACCUGGAAGGUACCGGCCAAGCCAUGGACCAAAGUCACGGAUGAUGACGAUUUUGUUUCGCACUUGAUUUCCCUGUGGUUUACCUGGUACCAUCCAUACUUCAACUGGAUCGACCGUGAUAUGUUCAUCCGAGACAUGCAAUUUGGAAAUGCACGAAACGCCAAAUAUUGUUCACCAUUUCUGGUGAAUAUCAUUUUAGCCGAUGCUUGCGCCUACUCAGACUAUCCGGAAGCUUAUUCAGAUGCGAAUGACCGGUCUUCCAAGGGGGUUCACUUUUACGAGGAAGCCAAGCGCUUAUAUGAGGAAGAGGAAGGACGGGUCACAUUGUCGACUGUUCAGGGGUUAUGUGUCCUUUGGGCUUGUGCAGCAUUGAUCGGCAGAGAUGGACGCGGUUGGGUUUACCAAGGUCAACUAGCAUACGCGCUGCAGGACCUGAUGGACAAUAUUGAAAAGGAACAUGGACUGGGGUACGAACCACAUGUCGUGGAUAAUGCUGUAUGGGGAAUUUAUAAUAUCACAACCGCGAGUUCUAUAAGCUGUCAAAGAUUUCCUUUGAUCAAGACGCCAAAAAGACCAUAUCUUCGCGCCCCAGAUUCCAACAGAGAGUUUUUGGACGUGUGGUACCCAUAUCCAACACAGUCCUAUGCCGUACCAUCUCACAUGAUCCAUCUUGUGAACGCUUCCUCUGACCUAAGCAGAAUUACGCACGAUGUGUCUACAAUAUUCUUUGACCCUCAAUCUGGAUUGAAAAAUAUGACAUUCUCUGAGACGCUGCAGAAUGCCCAAAAUGUGCAUGCUCGACUGCAGGAUUGGAAGAAGAAACUGAUCUCCUGUUUAAGAGAAGAGAGCAGCGACGUCCCUCACGUCUUGUCAUUACAUAUGUAUUAUUGUGCAAUCAUCACCACCAUAUUCGGCUUCGUCGAAGAGAAAGCCAAAGAACACGAACUGCCCCAGGAAAAGUAUCAAGAUGCUCUCAACCUGAGACUUACCUCAGCUCGCAAAACCGCACAGUUAGAGGGAACCUGCUGUGCAUCAUGGGGCAUUGACCGUGCCCCAGCUGGCAACGUGCAAUGGAUCACCGUCGCCCUAUCCACGCUCCUGGAACAUCUAGAUGACAACGACAAUCGCGAGGCAUUUAUCAGCCUUUGCAUCGCCUCAAAAGCUAUUUCCCGGCGCUGGGUGCUUGGAAAGGCAAUGCUUCGCUCGAUUCAUAAUACCGCCCGGCAGCUGAACAUCACGCUGCCCGCUGAGACCAGUGCGCUUUUUUCUGAAUUAGACAAUCAGUGCACUUCUUUGAGGGUCGCAGAGUCGGUUAAUAGUCUGUACUCGAACUUGGUCAUGAUUCACGGAUUCAAUAGGAAUGAUGAAGCGGAGAUUGGCAAGUCUUUGGAGAGCAUAUUGCUGAACAAAAGUUCUGCUGAGAGUUAA